Molecule: messenger RNA, 813 nt
Organism: Dissoconium aciculare CBS 342.82
Lineage: Eukaryota; Fungi; Ascomycota; Dothideomycetes; Mycosphaerellales; Dissoconiaceae
Product: glycosyltransferase family 32 protein
Exons: 1
Coding region: 1-813 (270 amino acids)
Source: RefSeq, a predicted model, not a curated record
AUGUUUGGCCCGGCCGGGCAGCCUGCUCAAAUACCCUUUUUCGCGUUCCUUUCUAUCAAGGCGACUAUUCUUCGCCUACAGCCGCAGCAGAUUAUCAUCCACAGCUACGAUCUCGAUACCAAGAAUAGCUAUUGGAAGCUAUUAAAGCCGUAUGUGACGCUCCGCAUCCAUGACAAAAACCAACUCAAGGGGCCUGAUAAUCGACCACUCGAUGACUUCGCUCUCGCUCAUCAAGCGGAUUUCCUCCGCCUUUCAAUAUUGUCCAAAGAAGGCGGCAUCUACUUCGAUACAGACGUCUUCCCACUGCGCUCAUUCUCACAUCUGUUAAACUCACCACGAGAUGUCUUGAUGGGUCACGAAGGCGGUAAUCGAUAUGGUCUCGGGAACGCCAUCAUCCUGGCUCGUCCCAGGAGCGAGUUCGUCCGGCUCUGGAUCAAGACCUACGACGACAACGCCUUCAACCCCAAGAACUGGAAUGAGCAUUCCAUCCUCAUGCCCAAACGUCUCCAGGUGCGCUAUCCACAAUUGAUCUGUCCGCUAUCACCCGCAGCAUUCUUCUGGCCGACCUGGGCGAAGAAGCAUCUCAACUACAUGUUUGAAACACUUGGUCCGCGACCUAUCCCACCGGUUGGUGUCGAGGGACCUGCGGUGCAGGAACUGCGGCGUAACAUGACGGCCUAUGGAGGAGCUAUGUAUGCUAAUCAGCUAGCGCUGCACAUUCGAGCGAAUCAUAUCACCGAGGAGGAUAUCAUUCGGGAAGAUACGAGGUUUAAUAUUCUGCUUCGGGACGUGGUGGAGACGCCUCUGCCGUGA